UGUUACUAAUCCCAGGACCAAGCGGAUCACUCCUGUAACUGCUUAGGAAUUUUGUUUUUCCUCUUUAACACUUCAAAUUGCCAUGAAAAUAAUAACACAAGGCAUUGUUUUACUGCUAUUGAUAACGUUUUCCACGUGUGCGGUGAUAACUGGGGCAUGCGAGAGAGACAUGCAAUGUAGCAUUGGGACCUGCUGUGCAAUCAGCUUGUGGUUGCGAGGAUUAAGAAUGUGUACCCCAAUGGGACAGGAAGGAGAAGAAUGUCAUCCUUACAGCCAUAAGGUCCCGUUCUAUGGGAAACGUCUUCACCACACUUGCCCCUGUAUCCCAAGCCUUGUCUGUGCCAGGUUUGUGGAUGGCAAAUAUCGAUGCUCAAUAGAUUUCAAGAACAUGGAUUUCCACUGAAAUAAGAUAUUGUUUCUUCUGUACAAUACAGGACAGACAUCUAAAUGCUCUUGUAUAUGAUUUGUUAAACAGCAGCUUGCUAUAAUGGAUAUUUUGGUUAAUGGGUCAGUUGUUAAUUUUAUGCACUU
Messenger RNA from Pelobates fuscus (common spadefoot toad), 531 nucleotides. It is a transcript of the gene PROK1, whose product is annotated as prokineticin 1. The transcript has 3 exons. Gene Ontology annotation, biological process: endothelial cell proliferation. Bases 83 to 403 code for a protein of 106 amino acids. NCBI's taxonomy places the organism in Eukaryota, Metazoa, Chordata, Amphibia, Anura, Pelobatidae. The record is from RefSeq and is a predicted model, not a curated record.